This is a messenger RNA of Grus americana (Whooping crane), 3829 nucleotides long. RefSeq names its product transmembrane protein 260 (gene TMEM260). Lineage: Eukaryota; Metazoa; Chordata; Aves; Gruiformes; Gruidae. The coding region runs from base 1760 to 3574 and encodes 604 amino acids. The transcript has 15 exons. The record is from RefSeq and is a predicted model, not a curated record.
UCCCUGUCACCCCGUAGGGGCUGGUGCAUUGCCAUCACCCCAUGGGUUUUCUGUCACCCCAUAGGGUUGCUGUCACCCCACAGGGGCUGGUGCAUCGCUGUCAUGCCAUAGGGUCACUGUCACCCCGCAGGGUCGCUUGCCCUGUAGGAGCCGGCGCAUUUCAGUUGCUCACCCCACUGGGGUUGGUGCAUUGUGACCUCCCCACGGGGGCCCGCACCCCACAGGUGGGUGCAUCACACCCUGUGUUGGACCGCAGACCCCCAGAGCUGGGCCGUGGCCGUCCCCACCCAUGGGGUGCUCGUCCCACCGAGCCUGGUGCAUCGCUGUCACGCCUUGGGGGGCUCAUCCCCUUGGGGUCGGUGCAGUGUGCUCACCCCGUGGGGCUGGUGCCCUCUGGCCACCCGGUGCUGAGCCCUCUCCCCCCGCCUCUCCGAGCCUUUCAGCGAAGGAUUUAGUCAGGAGCCCUGGGGACAGCUGGUGGUGUCAGAAGGCAGAUGUGCUGUCCUGCCAGAUGUGGUAUCACUUUCUCUGGCACGUGGAGCCGCAGCCAGUGCAGCAGUGAAAUCUCUGGAUCUGCCUGCCUGGAAGGGACAAACUGUCCGAUGUUUUGUGUUCCGUGCUGCCGAUCCCACCAGAUGGGACAAAAUUCUCCUGUUUGGUCCUUCUGUGGUUUUGCCGGUUUAGUCUGGUCUCGCUUUAAAAGCGCCUUCCUUCUGUAGUGUGCAGCUGUGAUUUGGGGGUGGGAGGGCUUGGAUUUUCUUGGGAACGGUUUGAUUUUAUUUUGAUGGAGUAGGUACCCAGAAUAUUUUCCUCUUUCGUAUCCCAGAAGAGCGUUGAGUGGGUCUGUUUAACUCUGUGCCUCUUGGCCAUCGCUGGUUAUAACAUUUCCUAGAAAUAAACGGGCUUUUAAUGGGUACUUAUGUUUUACAGCUGCAGUAUGUGUGGAGAGAUACGUUUUAACUACAGUUCUUUGAAAUUUGCUGUUAUUUAUCGUUUAAAGUUACGUGAAAGACAGUGCUGCUUGGUGAAAGCAGGCUGGUUUUGUCUCGUGGGGUUUAAGGCAGCGUGUGUUCUUCACACGCAAAUGUAAAGGUGAGCGGGGAUUCAAGUGAGGGUUACUUGAUUUAAAGACAACGGGACGGAGCUGCGUUUUCAUUACACCAAGCUCAUCCUCGUUAACCGGCUCUCAGAGCAGGGAUUUUGCCGUGGAGAUGGGCACUGGCGCAACCUUGCGUUGUCCGUUUUCCCCGUUCCCAUGUUUGGAUCAGAGGCACCCUGUUGUCAGAGCUGUAUUAAAAGAAUUUCUUUUUAAAUCCCUUCUCCGUAGAGCGUGCAUCCCACGCUUCGGACGAGGCGUGCCUUGGCCAGGCUGGCCGCUGUGUUGUCCCUCGUGGCUUUUGCUUUCGCUCCCAAGUUUGUGAAAGGGGCCGGCUUUGCUCCUUCUGGUUGUAUCAGUUAAUACGUGAUCAUCGACAUAUUUACAGUUGUUACCAUUUUGUCUUUUAAAGUGCUCCCUGAUGGGAAACGCGUGUCUGUACGUACGCAGGGUGCCUGCGCUCUGAGCUGUUCGUGCUGCGCGAAGCCUCGGGAACCUGGUUUUUAAUUGUGCUCGAGCUUGAGUUUCGCCUCUGGGAUGCAAAUAACCAUUAGCACCCUUUACAAAGCGGGAUGCGGGCUCUCCCGAUGAGGUGACGGAUCGAUGCUGGGAUUCGUUCCUUGCUUGAUGUGAAUUAUCCCGGGGAGCUGAUCACAGCCGCAUAUGAGCUUGGAGCUUUCUGGCUCAUAUGCUGGAGGAAUCCUUGCUGCGGGGGUGUUUUCAUUUUCUCGUCUAACAUGGCAGUGGUCCAUCGCGGCGGAGGUUUUUAGCUUAAACAAUCUGUUUGUGGGGCUGCUGAUGGCUCUCACCGCGCAUUUUGAGGAGGCAUCCACUGCAAGAGAGAGAUCAAAGGUCUCUAAACUUGGUGCCUUUUGCUGUGGGCUCAGUUUGUGCAAUCAGCACACAAUAGUGCUUUAUAUCGCUUGUAUUGUGCCUUGGGUUCUCUCCCGGCUUUUCAGAAAGACGGAAUUGUCCCUAGGCCAUUUGCUGAAGUUGGGUUUAUGCUUCUUGGCUGGUUUGCUGCCUUAUCUCUAUCUGCCGGCUUCGUCCUACCUCAAUCAAGCCCGUUGGACAUGGGGAGACCAGACGACUUUUCAAGGAUUUUUGACCCACUUUCUCAGGGAAGAAUAUGGGACGUUCAAUCUGGCCAAGUCCGAGACAGGAUCCAGCAUGAGAGAGAUGCUGCUUUUUCAGCUGGCACAGAUGAAGUCGGAGCUCUCCCUUCCCGUCCUCGCCCUGGCACUUGUGGCUUGUGUGAGCACAGCACUGCCGACAAAGCAGCAGAAAUCACCCGUGAUCUGGCUCUUCACCGGAAUGCUCUGUCUUUAUUCCCUUUUCUUUGCUUGGAGAGCAAAUUUGGAUAUUACAAAACCUCUGUUUCUGGGCGUGGUGGAGCGAUUCUGGCUGCAGAGCAGCGCCGUGGUGGCUGUGCUGGCGGGGCUGGGGCUGGCCGUGCUCGCCUCCGUCGGAAGCGCCGUGCUGGAGGGCAGCCGGGCACCGCCGUGGCUGGAGUGGCUUUCCGCUCUUGCUCUCGUCGCUUCUCAAGUUUGGGCAAAUUACAGUGUUUGUGAUCAGAGCAACAAUUAUGUUGUCGAUAAGUUUGCAAGGAAUCUGCUGUCCUCUAUGCCGAUGGGUGCAGUGAUCUUGCUAAGAGGAGACUUACCCGGGAAUGCUCUUCGUUACCUUCAUUAUUGCGAAGGGAUGAGGCCAGAUAUCACCUUGGUGGACCAGGAGAUGAUGACUUAUGAAUGGUAUUUACCCAAGCUGGCAAAGCAUUUACCUGGCGUUUAUUUUCCUGGGAACCGGUGGAAUCCUGUGGAAGGAGUAUUACCCGAUGGGACACUUGCUUUUAAUCUCCAUCGUUUCCUCCAAGUAAAUAAACAUAAGGAAGUGUUUGUCUGCAUAGGUCUUCAUGAAGGGGACUCGACCUGGAGAAGGAGCUAUUCGCUCUGGCCAUGGGGUACGUGUGAAAAGUUGGUUCCUUCCAACGUUGUCUUUGACCCAGAGGAGUGGAUUCAUCUUACAAGAAAUCUCUAUAACUGGACUGAAGACUACGGCAGUUUCAAGCCCUCUUCCUGGGAAGCUGUCGCCAACGAGGAGAUGUGGCAAGCCAGGAUGAAAACAGCUUUCUUUAUAUUUGACCUUGCAGAAACUGCCAGCGUGACUGCAGAAAUUAAAUCACAACUUUACAGAUUUGCAUACAGUUCAUACAAAGAAAUUGUCAACUCUCAUCCAAAUCACCCAGUGAACUGGCACAAAAACUACGCCAUCGCCUGUGAGAGGAUGUUGCGUCUCCGUCGGGUGGAUGUGGAUCCCGAAGUGUUGCUCUCUGAAACUGUGAAACACUUUCUUCUGUACACCGAGAAAGCGGAGGACGAUCCCCAGCGGCCGGAUAUUCUGCAGGCUGUGAAGCACCUGAAGAAAGAGCUGCAGGGGCUGAGGAAAAUGAAAGAAGAUCUGAGGCGGCGAGCUGGGUAGUGCCCGGUCCUCCACCCGCCUGCUGAAGUGCGGAAAUUUUGAAGUCAGGACUUAAAAUCUGAAUUAGUCCUUGCCAACAUGAGAAUGGUUUUGAAAGGCGACAGAAGUGGCAGCAGAGAAGAAAUCAAGCGUGAUUGCCUCUGCAGGAACGUACUGUUGUUUGGUCUUUGAUUGCUGUUGCCAAAUGAACUGUUUGUAUUGUUUUGCGUAUGGGGAAAAAAGCUCAUUGCUAAAUAAAAUACUGGGUUUCAAAAA